UUGUACACAUAUUUAUCUUUUUGUGGACAUCUGUUUUGCCUGAUGUAGGGGAGGGCCACUCAUAGCAGAGACUUUUUUGAUUUCACACUCCUUGUCCCUGUUCCCCUUUCCACAAUAGCUGCAAUGUAAUGUUUCAGUAGAGCAAGGCUUUGCAAAUUUGGCUCAAUGAGACAUGGAGCAAACAGCUUUUCAGAGAGCUUCAGCUCAGCUGUCAGAAGGGGCAGUUUGGUCUUUGUGCAAGCAGUACUCACAUUCCAAACUGCAUUAGGGAAAAGCUGCUGGGUUUUUAUGCCUUUUUAUUAUCAGUUCCAGAUUAGGAAUCUGAUACUAAUUUUUUCUUAAAGCCAGUGUUCCGAGUACAGCUUAUAUUCUAAAACAAAACCAGGAUUGUGAUGUUUUUCUCUCACUAGCUUGCCCUUUUUUGGUUUGCUUUUUUUUUUCCUCUCCCUGGCUUUACUCCAAGGACCUUUUCUGCUUUUUGCUACACUCUCGAGAUGAAGCACCGGAUGGUUACAGCAGUGCUGGUGGCACUGGUACAGGUUUCACAGAGUUUCCCUGCCUUGUACCACAGAGGCUGGUGGAGGCUGCUGAGGGAAGGCGAUAGUUGUGGAAAAUGUGAUUUGGCACUCUGCUCUGAGCAAAAGGACUGUCCAGCCGGGGCUGUGCUGGAUCGCUGCGGCUGCUGCCCGGAAUGCGCCAACGUGGAAGGUCAGAUCUGCGACUUGGACCAGGGCAAUCAUUUCUAUGGGCAGUGUGGGGAUCACCUCGAGUGCAGGCUGGAUGCUGAUGAAGCAAGGUUUGGGGAAGUCCCUGAACCCCAGUGUGUUUGCAAAUCUCAAGAAAGCAUCUGUGGAUCUGAUGGGAAAACCUAUGAAAACAUCUGUCAGUUCAACAAGGCUUAUGCUGCGAAAAGAAACAUCAGCAUGAAACAUAAAGGGCCAUGUGAAUCAGCUCCUGUUAUUUCUAUGCCACCUCAGGAUGCCCAGAAUUACACUGGCAAUGAUGUCAUUUUUGGCUGUGAGGUGUCAGCCUAUCCUAUGCCACAGCUUGAAUGGAAAAAAAAGGGGAAUAAAAUGUUUCUGCCAGGAGAUGAUACCCACGUCUCCGUUCAGGCAAGAGGUGGGCCUCAGAAGUAUGGUGUGACAGGCUGGCUGCAGAUUCAAGGCCUCAAAAAAUCAGAUGAAGGCAUUUAUAUCUGCCACACCAAAAAUAAGCAUGGUGCAACAUAUGCCUCUGCAAGAUUGAAAGUCAUUGAUGGCCCAUCUCCUGCAUUUGCAUUCACUGCUGGCAGUAGAAGUGCAAGCUACAGCGUUGAAUACGAGGAGUAUUAUGACACCUCUGAUGAGGAAGAUGAUGAAGAGUAUGAAUCCGGGAACUACGAUAAUGAAAACAAUUCUGAAUAAUAAUUUUUAUACAUCUCUUGUCCAAAUCCUUUCACACUGUUAUAUUUACCAGUAGUCUCUGUUCUGUAAAUGGCUCCUGUGAUAACAUGCACACUUAGUUGUGUAUCCACCUUCCUGAAAUGCAGCUUUGGAUGAAGUGUAUCGUGCUACUCACCAGAAGUAAGAACAGUUGUAACACCAUAUAUUUAGACUAUUAAAUAAAAUGCUUCAGCAUGCA
Molecule: messenger RNA, 1620 nt
Organism: Melospiza georgiana
Lineage: Eukaryota; Metazoa; Chordata; Aves; Passeriformes; Passerellidae
Product: kazal-type serine protease inhibitor domain-containing protein 1-like
Exons: 4
Coding region: 495-1403 (302 amino acids)
Biological process (GO): regulation of signal transduction; regulation of cell growth
Cellular component (GO): extracellular region
Molecular function (GO): insulin-like growth factor binding
Source: RefSeq, a predicted model, not a curated record